UGAAACUUCCCUGGUAGCCAGAAUAGGAUAGAAAAAAAAUAUUACAAAAGAUAGAGUUUCUGCCUACUUCUGUAUGAAUCAAAGACUUCAACAGGCUGCUGAAUCAGGUAGCAUCAAUGACCUUUAUGCUUUGAUCGAUGAGAAUCCGUGCAUACUGGAGAACAUCGAUGCCAUGCCAUUUGUAAACACUCCACUUCACAUAGCUGCAUCUUGUGGGGAAAUAGCGUUCGCCGUAGAGAUGCUGAAUCUCAAGCCUUCUUUUGCGAAAAAACUCAAUACAAACGGGUGCAGUCCGUUGCACCUUGCUGUGGAGAAGGAUCAACAAGAGCUCGUCACCUGGCUGCUCAGGAUUGAUCCCAGCCUUGCUGGCGUUAAAGGCAGAGAAGGCAUCACGCUGUUCCAUCUCCUAGUGUUAAGAGCGAACGUCGAUCUUGUGGUAGAGUGCCUCAUAACAUCUCCUGAAUGUAUUAAAGAUGUGAGCGUGAAUGGCCAAAAUGCUCUGCAUCUUGCUGUGGUGAAUGAAAGAUUUGAAGUUCUGCAGGUCCUCACCGGAUGGAUCCAGAGAAUGAGUCAGAAAAAUGCUCGCUCUAUCGAGUAUUCAGUUCUGAAUAAGAAGGAUUUAACCGUCAACACGCCUCUGCACCGUGCAGCAUAUUAGAAUGAUCAUCAGAUGGUGAAAUUGUUACUAGAAUGUCGAAUGGUUCAACGUAACGAAGUAAAUGGUGAAGGUUUAACAUUCCUUGAUAUCUUAAGAAGACAGGGACAAAUUGUUGAAGGUGGAGACUUGGAACAAGCUGCUCUAAAAACCGGGAGCAAGCAAGCAGCUUCGCUGCCAAAACUGAUGAAAAAAACAUACGAUUUCUUCAAAUCACCAAUCACGUUUUGGGCUUACUGCUCCACGCAUACUAGACGCAUUAGUUCCGACACAUCAGACGAAGCUCGUGGAGUCUUCUUUGUAAGUUUAUGAGAAUUAAUGAGAGUUUAUGAGAAUUAUUUGAGAGAUUUUGGUGAAGAACUAAGAGAGAUAUGUGAGGGAAUCCAAGAGAGAGAGACAAAAAUAUUUGAGAAACAUUUUUCC
This is a messenger RNA of Brassica oleracea var. oleracea, 1078 nucleotides long. RefSeq names its product 26S proteasome non-ATPase regulatory subunit 10-like. The coding region runs from base 74 to 658 and encodes 194 amino acids. The transcript has 2 exons. Lineage: Eukaryota; Viridiplantae; Streptophyta; Magnoliopsida; Brassicales; Brassicaceae. Gene Ontology annotation, molecular function: protein binding. The record is from RefSeq and is a predicted model, not a curated record.